CAUUGUUAUUCAUCAUCAUCAACAACAACAACGUGCAGCAAGUGACCAUACUGGGGCAGGACGCUCGCACUCACACUCCUCGACUUAAUUCAUAAUAAGCGAACAAUUGAACGUCGUUAAGUGGAAAAGUGCGUGGGGUCAUCAAAAAAAAAAAAAAUGUUUUCGUGUUACUGCCGUGCAUAAAAAAUGGGCGACGGACUGACUCUCGCGGGGACCAAAGUCCUCCUGGCCAUCGUCAAUUUUCUGUUGCUGGCAAGCGGGUUCGCCCUUGUCUCCGGGGGGAUGCUGGUGCUCUUCGACAACGAGCGCAUCCUCGUUUCGAAACUUUUGGCCUCCUCGGGACCCUUCGCCGACCUGCCGCAACCCUAUUUCUACUACGUGGCCAUCGGAUUGGCCCUGUUGGGCCUCACCCUGGCCGCCGCGGGCAUCUUGGGCUGCUGGGCCUCCUGCCUCCACAACUUUUGGCUCCUCUCCUUCUAUUUCGUGUUGGUGAUGGCCGUGUUAUUGGGCGAGUGCACCGUAUACGGGGUGGCGUGGCUUUGGCCCCACUGCGUCGGUUUAGGACUGGACGGUGACGCUUUGGUCAAGACUUUACAGCGCAAUUAUGGGGUUAGUGGACAGGACCAGUUUACCGCGGCCGUCGAUUUGGCCCAAGUGACGUUCAAUUGUUGCGGAAUCUUUAGUGCCAAUGAGUACGACACGUCGUUGUGGAGGUUGCAGGGUUUGGGGCAACCCUUGGCCAUCCCUUUGUCCUGUUGCGAUUUGCAGAACGGGGAGGAGGGCAGGGCGUACCUGAGCCCCAUGCCAAUCAAUUCCAGUUUAUGUCAGGCUUUGGAGAGGCACACCCACGAGGGUUAUAGACAUGUGGCGGGUUGUCACGAACGUUUGGACCAAUGGUACCGCGACCACUACGUGGUGUUCCUGGGGAUCGGGUUGGCGGUGGUACUGGUCGAGUUCCUGGUGCUGCUCAGUACCGUGCUGACCUGCACCCGGAUUUACCAUCAUAACCAGGAAGAAUCCCGGGAUAACGUGAGGAAUACGGCGCAGGACGAGUCCGUGGAUUACGCCUUCCGUCAAAAGGGGGUGUCCGGGCACGGGGGUUAUUGUAACGAAACGUACGCGAUGACGGAUAGUUUUAGGCCGAAUUAUAAGGUUUUAGAUAAGGUUUAGGGUGUAAAAUGUGUAUCUACGUUUGCUCAAUAAAGUAAUGUCUAUGGUUAAAA
This is a messenger RNA of Anthonomus grandis grandis, 1223 nucleotides long. Its product is annotated as tetraspanin-11. The record is from RefSeq and is a predicted model, not a curated record. Bases 187 to 1170 code for a protein of 327 amino acids. Gene Ontology annotation, cellular component: membrane. The transcript has 3 exons. Lineage: Eukaryota; Metazoa; Arthropoda; Insecta; Coleoptera; Curculionidae.